Mustela lutreola (European mink) is the source of this 1668-nucleotide messenger RNA. RefSeq names its product zinc finger protein OZF-like. The transcript has a single exon. The coding region runs from base 1 to 1668 and encodes 555 amino acids. The record is from RefSeq and is a predicted model, not a curated record. NCBI's taxonomy places the organism in Eukaryota, Metazoa, Chordata, Mammalia, Carnivora, Mustelidae.
AUGCACAGAUACAAACAUAGUGCUGUUGAGAUUUUACACUUAAGCACAGACUGGGACAGUGAUGGGGAGAGUAAAGGGCAUCAGAGAAAUCCCGGACGAUAUAUGCAAACCAAGGCAAUUGCCCUUAAUGAGAAUCUCACUGCCCCAAAUGGUGAAGGAAAUAAAGUGCUGUGGAAAACAUCCCUUUUUAAGUCAACUGUUUCUGCAGAGCAGUGUGUUUCUUUCAGCACAAGCUCCAAUCAAAUAUUCAAUCAUAGCGAUUUGUGGACAGACUGUUCGGAACAUCUGGAAAGUAACAUCGCCCAAGCUGAAAAUACUUUGAGCCAUUUGGAAGAUAAGAUUGGCCUGAACUUUCAGUCAAGUAUUUCUGAUCAUCAGAGAUUUAGAAAUGAAGAAGAAAGUGCUCAGUGGGAUCCAUACGAGACAGGUUUCACCGAGGAGUCCACCCUGCAGAAUGACCAGAGGGUUUCCACUGGAGUCAGAAUUGCUCAAUGCACUGAAUCUCAGAAAACAUUGAACCAGGGCUCCAGUGUUCACAGAUGUCUCAGGGCUAGGUUUGAAGAGAACCAUCAUGAAUGUGAUAAAUAUGGGGAAGGCUUUCAUUCAAACUCUAACCUGAGUAUACAUAACAGUGUACUUUUGGGAGACAAUCCUCAUAAAGAUAAUGAAUGUGGGAAAUCUUGUAACCAGUCCUCCAGUGUUGGUGAUCAUCAGAGAAUUCACGAGGGAAAAAAUGCAUUCAGUCCAAAUAAACAAGGGACCAUGUUUACUCGGUCAGUAAGUCUAAAAAGAAAUGACAUAGUUCCUAGGGGAAUGGAAACCUACAUCUUUAAGGAAUGUGGUAAAUCCUUUGACUGCCAAUCAACACUGUCUCAACAUCAGCGAAUGCGUACUAGAGGAAAAGUAUACAAAUGUGAAGAAGGUGGUCAAACCUUUAAGGACUGUUCAUCAAUAAAUGGACAUUUGCAGAUCUGUACUGGAGAGGAAAAUUACAAGUGUAAUGAAAGUGCCAAAGUCUUUAAAUCACACUCAAAACUUACUGAACAUCACAGAAUUCAUAGUGGAGAAAAACCUUACCAGUGUCAAGAAUGUGGCAAGACUUUUAAGCAUAAUUCACACCUCAGUCGACACAGCAGAACUCAUGCUAGAGCAAAAUGCUAUAAAUAUCAAGAAUGUGGGAAGGCCAUUAAUGGGAGCUCAAGGCUUACUCAACAUCAGAGAAUUCAUAUUGGGGAAAAACCUUACCGGUGUCAAGAAUGUGGCAAGACCUUUAAGAAUAAUUCACACCUCAGUCGACACAGCAGAACUCAUGCUAGAGCAAAACGCUAUAAAUAUCAAGAAUGUGGGACGGCCAUUAAUGGGAGCUCAAGGCUUACUCAACAUCAGAGAAUUCAUAUUGGAAAAAAACCUUACCAAUGUCUAGAAUGUGGCAAAGCCUUUAACCACAGGUCACCCUUUAUUCGACAUCACAGAAGUCACACUGGAGAGAAACGUUACCAAUGUCAAGAAUGUGGUAAGGCCUUUAUUGACAGUGGUGCCCUUGUUCGACAUCACAGAAUUCAUACUGGAGAGAAACCUUACCAAUGUCAAGAAUGUGGCAAGGCCUUUAACGUGCACUCACACCUCACUCGACAUAACAGAACUCAUACUAAAGCAAAACGCUAUUAA